UGUUGCAAAGUUCGGGGGUUCCAGCGGCGUCUCCGGAUUCCGUCGCAAGCAGCAUGGACCCUUUAGAAGUGGAGUUUCUGGCGGAGAAGCAGACUGUCACCAUCAUACCCAAUUUUAGCCUGGAUAAAAUCUAUUUAAUUACCGGGGAUUUGGGACCUUUCAAUCCAGGGCUUCCUGUUGAUGUGCCAGUGUGGCUUGCUAUUAAUCUAAAACAGAGACAAAAAUGCAGAAUCAUACCACCAGACUGGAUGGAUGUAGAAAAACUCGAGCAAAUCAGGGAACAGGAGCGUAAAGAAGAAACUUUCACCCCAAUGCCUAGCCCACAUUACAUGGAACUGACAAAGUUGCUGUUGAAUCACGCCUCAGACAACAUUCCCAAAGCCGACGAAAUCAGGACCUUAAUCAAGGAUACUUGGGAUACCCGGAUUGCAAAGCUCCGGUUGUCUGCGGAUAACUUUGUGAAUCAGCAGGAGGCGCACGCUAAGCUGGACAAUCUCACUCUAAUGGAGAUUAACACAAUUGGGACUUUCCUCACAGAAUCACUGAACCAGAUGCACAGACUCUGUACCAACCUGCAGCCCGGGGAGAGGGCUCAGUCACAAGAAUAUUAAAGUGCCUUCAUUUUGUGAGGUGCUUUACCACGAAGGUUUUAAGAGUGGGGAAGUGGGCAGAGAAAGCACAUUAGGCAGUUGCUUCUGUUUAAAGAAAUGCACCAAAUGGGCUGCUCGCCACAAGGUGAUCUCACUCCUUCUGUAUGAAUCCUUUGUUACUUACUCUUCCCUUAAGUAUUAUUUGCCUCAAUUGCUCCUGGAGUAUGUAAAGAAUUCCUAAAUUCCCUGUUGGAUUUAUCAUUGUGUUGACCUUUAGGUAGUUUAGUUCUUCCCUUCUUGUUUAUACUUUUCCUAUCACCCCGAUGAUCUCCACUGUUUCUUCUCAGUAGUAUCUUGCCUGUGAAGAUCUUUAGGUUAAUUAUUCAGAUGUCCGUCUGCAGAGGGCCAGCCUGUUGCUUAGGAAUAGGAAAUAAGAGCUCUUUCGGUAAACCACCUUUCCAGGAGUGGUAUGGCCAAGUUUCUCGUACAUGCUGCUAGUGGUGUGACCCAGGCUGUUACAAAGGACCCUCUGAUCUUGAACUGCUUGCAGAUAGGGGCCGCUUCUCUCCAUUUACCUCAUCUAAAUCCUUCAUGAUCGGCAAGGGUUUCAAAGAUUAUGGGGAGAAGGCAGGAGAAAGGGGUUGAGGGGGAUAAUAAAUCAGCCAUGAUUGAAUGGUAGAGCAGACUGGAUGGGCCAAGUGGCCUAAUUCUGCUUCUAUAUCUUAUGAUUUCUUUCCAUAUCUACUGAAUCUCCUCUCGACCAAGAGGAUUCACUGCGACUUUUCCAUUCAUUUCUUUGUGAGCUGCAUUUCCUCUUUGCCAGAACCACUGCAGUAAGUCAUGGCUUAACCUGGCAUACAACGUCUACCUCCUGCUUUCACCAGAACUGACAGCAAUACUCUGGUAGUGACUGAGCCAGUGUCCUGUACAUCCUCUUGCAAUCUACACCUUCAUCACUGAAGCACGUAUUAGAACCAUUCUCUCAACACGUCCUGCCAUCUUUCUACCAAGAUGCACUCAGGGCCUCGUCUUCAUGUUUGUCACGGUUUGGUGACUCCUCCUCAUCGUCCUGCCACUGGCUUGGAACGGACUCAAAGGUACAGGGAUGGAGCAGAGUUUCAGCUCAUGGACCUGCUGCCCUAUAGCUCCCAGUGUAGGAUUAGAGUAAAUGGGUGCUCGAUGGUCAGCAUCAACUCGAUGGGCUGAAGGGCCUGAUGCUGUGCUGUGUGACAGGAUCUGUGUUGUCAAGUUUGGGUGGUGAAGAAAGAAAACUGGAAGCUUAACCUGGGGUUAGGACCAUAACUUGCAAACCCAAAGGAUGUGCCUUUUGGUUCCUGAUAGUCCAAAACAAUUUCAAUAUCCAUCAAAUAGGGAUAGUAAACUGAUGUUGCUAGUAGACUCCAUUGCCUGGUGGUGCCAGAGACAGGGUUCAGUCCCUACUCUUCCUUGGGUUUGCUGUCUAUGUGGAGUUUGCUAAGGGAGGGGUGUUGUGAAGAGAAUAAUCCUAUAUUAUCUUCAUUUUCCUUUGAUGUAAAGCACAGAUUCCCAUUUUUUUUCUGCCAUGGACCCCAUCCAUUAACCGAGGGGUCUGUGGACUCCAGGAUGGAAACCCCUGAUGUAAAGGAUGGUUGAUGGUUGUCGCAGAAUUGGUGGCCUGUUUCUGUACUGAUGACUCUGACUCUAAAAUUUGUGCAUUACUGCCCUUACAGUCUUGCUAUGUGUAAGUCUUACCAUUUUUGUAAUGAACCAGAUCCAGAAGGGCAGUUAUUAUUAACCCUUCGAUACCGGGACUCCCAGUCCAAUGUUUAUUCUUGUUGUGCUUCGUUGGUGAUCCAAUCUGAUUUGUUCCCAAUUCUGUGGAAAUGCAGACCGUAAUAGGUGUUAAUGAGCCUACUUUUAAAUGAAUAUAUUCCUUCUAUAAUUCCGAGAUGAGUCUGUUUACAAAUGCACCUUUUUUCCUAUUUCCAAAAAAGGCAGCUGUUCAUUAUGAGUGCUGAUGGUGAGGAGGGAUUCUGAAUAUAAAAACUGGACAGUCAGUGCAGUCAGUGUCCGUGGCGGAGUAAAUCAAUUUACGUGAUCCUGGUUUCCUUAUGCUGGAAUGAUGAAAGAGGGCUACAAAGAGUCACUCUUGCUGUGAAGUGGAAAGGCAAACCAGCAACGGUUUCCACUCCUACAUUUUUAAAAAAAUGUACAUUGCGUUAGGGAAUAAGCUUCCAAAAUAAUUCAUUGGCUGUAAAGUGCUUUGAGACAUUCUAAGGAUAUGAAAGACUCUGUAUGUGAAAUCUUCCUGUUUGCACUUCCCAGUGUUAAACAUUAAACAUGUUAAUGGCUUUUAAAUUCUCCUGAUUUUUUUGUGUCUUACAUAAAAAUUUGAUUAAGUCUUUUACACUUGUAAUCCCAUCCACUGGAACUUAAUUUCCCAGUAAACUUCUGUCUAGUUCUGACUUUUGUUUUGGACAGAGGUUCGU
Mobula hypostoma (lesser devil ray) is the source of this 3058-nucleotide messenger RNA. RefSeq names its product GINS complex subunit 2 (gene gins2). The record is from RefSeq and is a predicted model, not a curated record. Lineage: Eukaryota; Metazoa; Chordata; Chondrichthyes; Myliobatiformes; Myliobatidae. Gene Ontology annotation, biological process: DNA replication; double-strand break repair via break-induced replication. Bases 54 to 611 code for a protein of 185 amino acids. The transcript has 5 exons. Gene Ontology annotation, cellular component: GINS complex; nucleus.